AUGUCGGUGUCGGUGGCUGCCGCGGGCAACCUGCCCAUGCGGCUGCUCCGGAAAAAAAUUCACAAGCGCAACCUGAAGCUGAGGCAGCGCAAUCUGAAGCUGCGGGCGGCCGAAGGGGCAGUGCCUCCGCCAGGCCAGGGACCAUCGCAGGGCCCUCCGGAGGAAGAGGAGGAGGAGGCGGCGGCGGCGGCUACAGAGAUAGAAGAGGUGGCGGCCGGAGCGGCCUCGGAGGAGGCAGAGACGGCGACGGCAGAGACUGCCGGCCGGAGCGGCGGGGAGAAGAAGAAAAAGAAGAAGAAAAAGAGGAAAGCGGCAGCCAAUGCGGAAGAUGAUAAAGAAACUAAAAAAGCCAAAACUGAAGAAGCUGAAUCUGUGGAGGUAGCAGAUGACCAUAAGCAGGAUUCCGGAGAAAAAGAAGAGGAGGAAGGGGAGGAGGACGAAGUGCCCAGUUUACCACUAGGUUUAACAGGUGCUUUUGAAGACAAUUCUUUUACUUCCCUGGCUGGCAUUGUCAGUGAGAAUACACUGAAAGGCGUAGAGGACAUGGGUUUUACACACAUGACUGAGAUUCAGCACAAAAGUAUUAAGCCACUUCUGGAAGGCAGGGAUAUUUUAGCAGCUGCAAAAACUGGCAGUGGCAAAACACUUGCAUUUCUUAUUCCUGCAGUAGAGCUCAUCUACAAGUUAAAAUUCAUGCCUAGAAAUGGAACAGGUGUUAUUAUUCUCUCUCCCACUCGAGAGCUUGCGAUGCAAACCUAUGGAGUUCUUAAAGAGCUUAUGAAUCAUCAUGUUCACACCUAUGGGCUGAUAAUGGGGGGCAGUAACAGAUCAGCAGAAGCACAGAAACUUGGAAAUGGAAUUAACAUCAUUGUAGCAACACCAGGAAGACUGCUGGAUCAUAUGCAGAACACUCCAGGUUUCAUGUAUAAGAACUUGCAGUGUUUGGUAAUUGAUGAGGCAGAUCGUAUCUUGGAGGUUGGAUUUGAAGAAGAAAUGAAACAGAUCAUAAAACUUCUACCAAAGCGCAGACAGACAAUGCUUUUUUCUGCUACACAAACCAGAAAGGUUGAAGAUCUGGCAAAGAUCUCUCUGAAGAAAGAGCCCCUAUACGUUGGGGUUGAUGAUAACAAGGAGACAGCAACAGUAGAUGGUCUUGAACAGGGGUAUGUAGUGUGUCCAUCUGAAAAAAGAUUCCUUUUGCUCUUCACAUUCCUCAAGAAGAACCGGAAGAAGAAACUAAUGGUAUUUUUUUCUUCAUGCAUGUCAGUCAAGUACCACUAUGAAUUACUCAACUACAUUGAUCUGCCUGUUUUGGCUAUUCAUGGCAAGCAGAAACAAACCAAACGUACUACAACGUUUUUCCAGUUCUGUAAUGCAGAAUCUGGAAUACUGUUGUGCACUGAUGUAGCUGCCAGAGGAUUGGAUAUUCCUGAGGUUGACUGGAUUGUCCAGUAUGACCCUCCAGAUGAUCCAAAAGAGUAUAUUCAUCGUGUUGGUAGAACUGCCAGAGGCAUAAAUGGUAGAGGACAUGCUCUGCUCAUUUUACGGCCAGAAGAACUGGGCUUUCUUCGUUACCUAAAACAAGCCAGGGUACCACUAAGUGAAUUUGAAUUUUCUUGGUCAAAAAUUUCAGACAUCCAGUCUCAGCUGGAAAAACUGAUUGAGAAGAACUACUUCCUUCAUAAGUCAGCCCAGGAAGCAUACAAAGCUUACAUCAGAGCUUAUGACUCCCAUUCUCUGAAGCAGAUCUAUGAUGUCAAUAACUUGGAUCUUCCCAAAGUCAGCCUUUCAUUUGGUUUUAAAAUUCCUCCAUUUGUUGACCUCAAUGUGCACAGCAACCAUGGCAGAAGACUGCAGAAAAGAGGUGGAGGUGGAGGAUUUGGUUAUCAGAAAUCGAAGAGUGUCCACAAAGCUAAAAUCUUCAAACACAUUAACAAGAAAUCAGACGGUCGACAAUUCUCGCGUUAAUUGGAUGUUCUUUGAAAUGGCUUGUGGCGUUGGAAUAGCCUACCUUCAGCAAAACAUCUGGCAGUUACUUCCAAGUUAAACUGCUCCUUUUUUCCACAUUUUUAGAGAUCCUUAUGGUUCUGCUUCUGUGAACGUCCUUUAUCUUUCAGUUCAGGAAGACUGGAAGAGAGACAAAAGGUAAAAAGGGAGGAUAUGGCCAAGUAAUUUUGCUGUACUUGUUGUAA
Indicator indicator is the source of this 2192-nucleotide messenger RNA. It is a transcript of the gene DDX18, whose product is annotated as DEAD-box helicase 18. The record is from RefSeq and is a predicted model, not a curated record. Gene Ontology annotation, biological process: maturation of LSU-rRNA from tricistronic rRNA transcript (SSU-rRNA, 5.8S rRNA, LSU-rRNA). Gene Ontology annotation, molecular function: nucleic acid binding; ATP binding; RNA helicase activity. Bases 1 to 1968 code for a protein of 655 amino acids. NCBI's taxonomy places the organism in Eukaryota, Metazoa, Chordata, Aves, Piciformes, Indicatoridae. The transcript has 14 exons. Gene Ontology annotation, cellular component: nucleolus.